Molecule: messenger RNA, 5284 nt
Organism: Acinonyx jubatus (cheetah)
Lineage: Eukaryota; Metazoa; Chordata; Mammalia; Carnivora; Felidae
Gene: CB2H6orf132
Product: chromosome B2 C6orf132 homolog
Exons: 6
Coding region: 280-3816 (1178 amino acids)
Source: RefSeq, a predicted model, not a curated record
GCAGGCAGGAAUGCGGCCUGGGGAGUUGGGCGGCGGGGCGGCCGCUGCGGCGGCGGGGCGGGGCCGGGUCUCAGCGGCAGCCUCUUACCUGUCCAGGUAGCUCGCAUUUCCAGGCGAGCGGCGGCGCCCGCAGCACCUGUCGCCGGUGCGCGGGCCGGGAGCCCGGCGGGGGACAUGGCCUGGUAGCGGCCCCUGGGGGAGACGGUGCGGAGUUCGGUCCGGGACAGGGCAGGCCGAGGGAGGGGAGGUCCUUCCCGGGGCCGCGGGGCCGCAGGCAGCAUGAAAAAGAACCAGACGGUGCAGGGCACCUUCAGCAAACUCUUCGGCAAGAAGCACGCCAACCCCCCCAGCACCUCCCUCUACGCCACCAACCCCCCCUGGAUUUUCACCCAGGAGGCCCCGGAGGAGGGGAUCCGGGACUUCGGUGGGAUCUAUUAUGGAGAUAAUCGGUUUGACUCUGUGAGUGAGUCAGGGACAGCCACGCUGAAAGCUCGGCCAAGAGUUCGGCCCCUGCUGACCUUCCUUCCACUUAAUGCCCAGGAGAACCAUGGACUGGCUGUGCCCACCCCCUCUGUCCCAGGAGACUUUGCAGACAAAGAAGUGACAGGUACCAGCUCACUCGUCAACGGCAACCUGCGCCUGUACAGCUCUGUGGGUGACCUAAGGCCGGGGCACUAUGGGCAGGACCAACUCAUCCCUCCCCCUCCCCCAGGCCCGGCCCCGGGGCCACCCCCAGGCUUUUCACAGCUUCGGGAGGAAUCCCCCCCACCUCCACCUUCCAUGGCUCCCCCACCACCUCCCCUGCUGCUGGAACCCCCACCCCCACCCACCACGGCCCCACCUCCGCCCCCAGUAUUGGGGGCCCAAGCCCCCCUAUCCACCCUUUCCUCCCCAUCCACACCCACCCCUCCUGACUUCAUUCCUCCUGCCCCACCCUUGGCCUCUCUAGCCCCACCUCCACCCCUUUUGCCGGCCCCAGCACCCCCAGCAUCUCUUCAUACGACGGGGACUCGCUUCUUUCCCCCUGGGGGUGUCACCAAGUGGAAAUCAGAGGUAGCGCUGAACGGCAGGCAGCCGGAGACCCCCAGAACCAGCCCCCCCCAGAGCCCAGCUGAGCCAAAGGGGAGCCUUCUGAGGCCUAAGCCAGAACCCCACCUCACUUUCCCCCGCUCAUUCAAGGUGCCUCCCCCAACCCCAGUCAGGACUUCGUCCAUCCCAACUCAGGAAGCACAGGGGACGCCUCCAGAGGAGGAAGGGGCCACCAAGAAAGCUCCCAAUCGACUCCCACUGCCUCCCAGCUUCCACAUCCGCCCCGCGUCCCAGGCCUAUCCGGACAGGGCCCCUGAGCCUGACUGCCCAGGGGAGCUCAGACCUGCAGCACCAGCCAGCCCCAGGCUGGGCCAGUCCCAGUCCCAGUCCCAGACUAAGGAAUGUACCGAGACUCCUCCGCCAGCCCCUCCCCUGCCCCCUCCUGCACCCCCACUCCCUCCCCCAGCACCGCCACUUCCCCCAGCUGCCCCUCCUUUGCCCACUGCUGAGAAGGCAGCCCCUCCACCUUCUAGGUUUACAAAAAACCCCAAAUCCAGCCCCCCAGCCCCCAACCCCAAACCUAACCCCCCCAGUCCGGAGGACACAGCGUCUUCAGCGCCUGUGGACUGGCGGGAUCCCAGCCAGAUGGAAAAGCUGCGGAGUGAGCUGGCAGCCUAUCUCUGUGGCUCCAGGAGGGAGGACCGAUUUGUCAGCCACAGGGCAGGCCCAACAGCGGCUUCGCAGGAAAAGGAGGGCAAGAAGGGCCCCAGCCUGCCAGAGAAAGAGGCUCCCCCCAGCCUGCCAGAGAAGGAGAUCCUCCCAAGCGUUCCAGAGAAGAGUCCCUCCAGCCUGCCAGAGAAGGUGGCUGCCACCAGCCUGCCCCUCCCCCCUGUGGACUACAUCUCCCAAGACCCCCCAGCUCCCAGUGUCCGGCAGAUCCGGAGCGAGCUGGAGGCCCGGCUCUCCUCAUCAGCAGAGAAGGAAGCCAAGCCCAGCAUAGGGUCUCUGCCGCCCAAGCCUCGGCUAGAAGCGGGAAGAAUCUUUGAACAUACGACGGAUAAUGGCGAAUUCUCUAAGCCUGUGGCCAGGAAUCUGCCGCCUCCAACCACCACCCCUCUGCCAACCACACCACUACAGUCCAAGGCCACAUCUGUGCCCGCCGCACCACCUAAGCCCACACCUGGACCGGCCACACCACCCAAGGUCACGCCUGCGCCAGCCACACCACCCAAGGUCACGCCUGCACCAGCCACACCACCCAAGGUCACGCUGGGGCCAGCCACACCAUCUAAGGCUGUGCCUGAGCCAGCCACACCAUCUGCAGCCACAACUGUACCCACCACAUCAUCCGACCUGACAGCAGAGAAGAAACUGGUCCCCGCUGGGCAGUGGGAGAAGCCAACCCCCCAGGAACUUACAGUGGCCCCCCAGACAGAGGCAGAAGGGCACCCCUCAGAGGCCAGUAAGCCUCCUGCACUGGGAGCCCUCUCAUCUCCAGCCCUCCCACCAAAGAGAUCCCUGGGUGGCGAAGGGGUAGCAUUUCUCUACAAGCCCCAUCGCAGCCAGGAAAGCCCCAGCCAAGAGGCUGCUGUGGCAGUGGGCGCGCUGGCCACAGGGUCGGUGGGAGGGUCACGGGAGCCUGUGGAGGUGAAGGAGCCCCAGGGGCUGCCAGCUAAACCCCCAACCUCAGCCCCGCCUGUCGAUGAACUGCUCAGGCACCCGGUGACCGGGGAGGUGGUGCAGCCCGGCUCCCCCAUGGCUCUGCUCCUUGCGGCCAGGCAGAGGGCACAGAAGGGAAGGCCGGGAGGGGCCGCCCUGGGCCGGUCCUCCCUGCCAGGGAGUCUCCGGGGCCACGGCAGCCAGCCCCAAGCAGGCUCUGACAGCAUCUUCCACAAGGAGGGCCAGCCCAACUCCUUCACUGUGGUCCCCAAGUCACCCAAGGAGGCUGAGAAGGACCCCCAGCCGGCCUCCUCAGCACAGCCUCCGGUACCCAGUCAGUGGAAGCCCCAGCACCCCGGGGACCCAGAGGGCACUGAGCCAAACCACAGACAACACAACGGGACAAAGGCAGGGGCAAAGCCGGCGUUCUCCAUCCUCCCCCAGGGCCGCCUGCUGCCCAAAUCCUUCUCGUCCCCCCCUUCUCCUUCCUGCAAGAGGGAAGAGGAGGAGGACGACGACGACGAGGGGGAGUUCUGCUUUGAGGUCAUCCCGCCGCCGCCAGAGUUCAGCAACGACCCGGAGCCCCCCGCCCCGGCCCUCCGGUAUCUGGGGCGCCGGGCAUCCCCUCCCCGGAACAACUUCUUAGACUUGGGGCAGCCCUUGGCGCCUCGGGGCUUCUCGCGCUUUCCAGCCGGGGCGCACCACGCCGGGGCCGGGGGCCUGGAGCGCUUCGCCGGCGGGGGCCGGUCGCUCAUCAAGAAGCGCCUGUACGUCGGGGAGCCCCAGCGCAGCCCCGGGCAGCCCCGCGGCAGCACCGCCCGCAGCCUGAGUUCCCCCAACUGCUUCGGGCCGCCGCCUGGGGGCCCGGAAAUGCGGCGCGUCAACUCGGCGGGCCGCGCGCCCACCGGCGGCCUGCACGCACAGAGGCUGUCCAUGGAGGGCGCAGCCCGCGGGGAGGCCAAGUUCAAGGCGCCCGGUGGAGAUUAUGGCUUCUCCCCUGCGGCCGUCAGGUCUCCCCACGGAACCCCCCACUAUGGAAGCCCCAUCAAUACAUUCACCGUGAGGCCUGGGACCCGCCAUCCUAUCUCCUAUGCCUACUCGGGGAACCACCGGAAAGCCCCAUCCUGAGCCCAGGGUGUUCUCAGCUCUACUCCAAGGGGUCAGACCUGGGCACUUGUUUUUUGCGGGGGUGGGAGGGACGCAGCAGGUGUUAGGCGGCCUGACUUAAACAUGCAGGAGUCUUUGUUACCCGAACACAGACGGAGGACGAGUGAGGAGCCGUGGGAAGAUGCACAGUGGGUUUCUGUUUCCCAAAGCACUGGCGUGGCUGUGGACUGUCUGCACAUGGGGAUGGGAGGGGGAAGGAGGGAGGAGAGGAGGAACCUUUAAGGGCCUGGAGACCGAGUUUCCGCUAUCUGGUACUGUUUGCUUUAGCACGACUUAAAGCAGUUUUACCAGCGUGGACUCCUGAGCAGGUCCUGAAAGCAAGGGGUGGGGCACUAAGUCUGAAUGGGAAUCCAUCCCAAUGGCUGUGAUUGUCUGUCCAGUGCUCCCAGAGGGCUGAGGCCCAGCUCCAUCUGGGUAGGGGUGUGGGGCACUACACGUUGAGCUCUUUAGCCUCUGCCGGCCCACCACUUGUCACCCCAAGAGGUGAUUCCUAGGUUCCUAGCAUAGAAGCCACAUUGAGGUGGGACCAGGAAUGUGCACAUACAACCUGUGGAGCAGGUACUGGAACAGAGGUCUUUGCAUUGGCCAAGGGUGGGGAUAGCGGGGUGGAUGGUUCAUUUUCCCUGGCUCUGGCCCUUAGCCACAGGGAAGCCUAGAGAGAGAGAAGGAAGACUUGGCAAGUACAGGAUGGGAGACAGAGGAUUAAGUCUUGUUUUCCUACGCAGACCCAGACAGCCAUGAUUUGGGGGAUUGGGCCCAAGGAGCCAGAAGACCUGGGAGCUGGACACCAAGGCCUAACCUAGGCAGAACCCAUUUGGGAUUUGGAGGGGGCAUCCUACCCAACCACCCCUCCCAAUCCCAACACUACAGGUCCCCAAUAUUAUUGGGCUUCAAAAUGCAUAGCGAAGAUGCUGAAAGAUGGGGAGUGGGAGGCGGCAGAGAUGGGCAGGCCCAGACCCGAAUUCUUGGGACCAGUCAAGGCAGGCUGCCUCGGUAAGGAGGAAUGGGAGGGAGUGGCCACCCUCAGAGAAGCAGGCCGGUAGGACAGCCAGGAAGCAGCACCCUGUGGGGGCACAGUGUUGGACCUUUAGGACUUGAGGUCACUAGCCAAGAUACAGGUUGUGGGGACAGCAGGAGAGCCACUUCAGGGAAGGACAGCAGGCACCCCGAUGGCACAGGAUCUGGUUACCUGUGUUCAAGAAGCGAACCCCGCCCCAGACCAGCACUGGCCGUCUAUGUAUGUAUGUGUUUUCCCUGUACAAUGUUUUAUAAAAGAGUUCACUAAUUUAUCUGCUGUGUAAGGUUUGAAGGGUGAGGCAUGGGCUCCCAGCUGUAUGUUGCUCUGGAGUAGGAGGGGAAGGACUGGCUGUCACUUGGCUUGGGAAAUAAACAGGCCAGUGUGGACUGGCCUCAGCUCUGUGGCUGUGGA